CGCCUGCACAACAGCGGCCGCUGUUGGUUUUGGACACAUGUUUGGGGUAUCGUACCUGUCUUGGCUCAAGCCAUAUUGUCUCCAGGCGCACACGUGUGCACCCCGAGGACGCACGCAUCUCUCACCGUAUCUCCGUGGUACAGUCGACUUGCAGAUGGCACAUUUCCUUUUGAUCGCUAGCCUCGUCGGGGUCCGCGGCGCGUCUGGUCUGGCCUCAGCAGGCAACCUCCAGCUGAUGCUGCAAGCCAGGCAGAAUUCGCACCGACAGCUAUUGACGAGGAGGCAGCGUGCCCAGGGUGGUGCGAGUUCGACGAGGUGCGCCGACACGAGGGGCGACUGGAGGGACGACGCUGGUAAAAGCUGCAGUGAGUACGCGGCACUGGACGGUUACAGCGACGCAGGCCAAAGCAUUCACUGCAGUACGUUCGGAAACGAGAAUUCAGGGAACGAGGCUCUGGGGAGGAGGCGAAGGACCUGAGGGCGCGCCCACUCCGUGCCUCAGGGCACGGUGACGGAUCAAGCAAAAAUAUGGCGAUGCUCUCAGUUGGGGUGACCUCAUCAGUUUUGCUGGUACCGUUGCUAUCCGGGACAUGGGAGGCCCAACAAAUCCGCACUGUUUUGGACGAGUCGAUGAUGCAGAUGGUAACACGAGUGACAUUUUUGGCGUCACAGAUAGCUGGCAAGAUACGGACUGCGUUGUGCAAGGAAAUUGCCAGGAGCCAAUGGGUGCGGUGAAGGUUGGUUUGAUCUAUGUGAACCCUGAGGGGCCUUUGAACGACCCGAACGAUCUGAACAGUGGGCAAAACCCAGAUCCAGAGAAGAGUGCCGUCGAGAUUCGGGAGGUGUUCGGCCGCAUGGGGAUGAACGAUUCUGAGACAGCUUCGCUGAUAGCAGGUGGUCAUGCUUUCGGCAAGUGUCAUGGCGCCGGCGUUAUGACGAGUGGCUUCGAGGGGCCGUGGACGACAGCUCCUUCUCAAUGGACCAACCAAUUCUUGACUGGAAUGCUUGAUGAGGAGUGGGAGCAAGUCGCAACUCCAUCUGGGUCGGCGGUGCAGUGGCAGACGAAGGACAGGACCAGCAUCUUGGCUGGAACCAUGCGUCUGACAGCAGACUUGGCUCUUGUGAACGAUGAUGCGUACCUGGCGUUAGCGAAACAUUGGGUGUGUGACCAGCAGAAACUUGACAUAGCGUUUGCCGCGUCUUGGAAGAGGCUCGUGGAGUCUGGCGGUGGAUGGUUGCCCGUGGAAGACAGGAGGUGCGAGCCUGAGUCCAAGGCGACGGGGCAGCAAACAGACGCCCAAAAGAAUUUCCAUUCGGUGUGCGCCACGACGACCACUGAUGAGUCACAAGAAGCCAGCACUGCCACUAAAUUCUGUUUGUCGUUUUUGGCGGUGGCUUUAACCCCGUUCAGCCUUGGCGUGCAUGCCUCCAAUAUUGUGUUUGGCUGAGAAGAGCCCAUAAUUGUCCCUUCUGCUUUCCCCGCCGAUUAGGUCGUCUCGGAUGCAUCACGGCUUAUUCGGUUGAGAAGAACCGGAGUUGUGGGACCGCUGACUUAGCAGGCGAUUCUUGAAAUUGGCGCCCGUGUCGUUUUCACACA
Prorocentrum cordatum is the source of this 1597-nucleotide messenger RNA. The record is from the annotation of a GenBank genome assembly. Lineage: Eukaryota; Dinophyceae; Prorocentrales; Prorocentraceae.